UUUAUAUAAUAGUCGUGUAAGUUCAGUGGUUCAUUUCAGAUUCUAAAACCCUUGAUAUUCCCGCCAGAUUUCCAUUUUGAGGAAAUCUAAGUACAGGCAUUUCACCAAACAGUAAUGGUUGCUUGAAUUGCCUGCAUUUUCUUAGGUGAAAUGAUCCCAACUACUCCCUCAGCUGCUGCAUUUUUAAAACCCAGAAAUCAUAUAUAGCCUCCGUGCUUCCAUUGCAAUUUUGCAGACUUUAAUUUAAAGCCUCUCAUUUGAUAAACCCCUUUGUAGUUUUACUUAACCUCUUAUGUUCUUGACUUGCUGCUUGGUAGCUUUUAGGUAAUAGUAUGUGGUGUAGUGAUUCACAAACCCUCAGCUCAUUCAACUUCACUGGUCCAGUUUCUGAUUCCAUGACAGGAGAUUGGUGAUAGGCAAAGCUUUUCCAGUUGGGGUUUAGUCAUGUCUUCUUCAUCAGCUUCAUGGUACUCUUCUCUUGAGUGUUCAUCAUCUAUCAUCAACUCUUCUGGUGAUUCAUCCUUAACCUCAAUUGCAAUCCAAUGGUUGAGGUUCAUUUUUCUGUCACCAUGUCCCCAGAGGAUCCUUUUCUCAUCCAUUGAUCUCAUUUUCCUUCUUACCCUAGUAGUGUUAGGUGUCAUUAGGUUCAUAAGAAGCAAGAAAAAGAAGAGCUCCUCUGUCAAUAGACCUCUCAUUGAAAGAGAGACACAGGGCUUCAGAGUCACCCCUUGGUUCUAUGUAUCUCUGGUUGUGACAGCUCUCUUAGCCUUAGCUUAUGCCGGUCUUUGCAUAUUCACUUUCAUUAAGGGGGUUGAUUCAAAAUGGGAUGUGGUAGAAGCCAUAUUCAGGUCAUUCCAAGCUGUGACUCAUGUCAUGGUUUUUGUUCUUAUCGUGCACGAGAAAAAAUUUGGAGCUGCUCGUCAUUCUGUGCCCAUUCGAGCCUAUUGGGCUGGAAACUUGUUAGGCGUAUGCCUAUUUGUGGCUUCUGCAGUCAUUCGCUUAGUCAAUAAUGGUGGAUACAAAAAGGGUUCGACAACAAUGAGAGUUGAUGAUUUGUUUUCCUUUGCUUGUUUCCCUUUGUCUGUUUAUCUCUUUGUUGUCACCAUUCGAGGAUCAACUGGAAUUGUUAGUGUGGGUGGUGGGGGAGAUGAUGCAAAUGGUAAUGGUUCUGUUGAGGUGGAUUCUAAAGUCAGUGGCUAUGCUACUGCUUCUUUGUUCUCUAAGGCAGUGUGGAAAUGGAUGAAUCCAUUAUUGACUAAGGGAUACAAGUCCCCUUUAACAGAAGACGAAGUGCCUUCACUCCCGCCAGAGUUUCGCGCAGAGAAAAUGUCAGAACUCCUGGAAAAGAAUUGGCCCAAGCCAGACGAGGGUACAUCGCAGCCAGUAUUGAAAGCAUUAGUACGUUGCUUCUGGAAGGAUCUUGCUUUCACGGGUUUCCUUGCGGUUGUGAAGUUAGCUGUCAUGUAUAUUGGCCCCCUCCUAAUUGAUAGUUUUGUUGAUUAUUCUUCUGGGGAUAGGAGCAACCCCUUUAAGGGAUACUAUCUAGUGGUCAUCCUCUUUCUUGCAAAAGUGAUCGAAGUCCUGAGUUCACAUCACUAUAAUUUCCACACCACAAAACUCGGGAUGCUAAUGCGAUGCAGUCUCAUUUCUACUUUGUACAAGAAAGGCCUAAGGCUGUCUUGCUCUGCUAGACAGACACACGGAGUGGGACACAUCGUGAAUUACAUGGCUGUUGAUACACAGUUAAUAUCCGACAUGGUACCGCAGUUGCACACCGUGUGGAUGAUGCCAAUGCAACUUGUGGCAGCUAUAGUCCUCCUAUAUAUUUAUAUUGGUGCACCCGUGGUUGCAUCAGUGGCUCUAGUUGUUUUACUAAUCAUUCUAACAUUUGGAUUGACACUUCUGAGCAAUUUUUACCAGUUGAGAGUGAUGAUGAAUCGGGAUUUAAGGAUAAAAGCUAUAAACGAAUUGCUGGGCAAUAUGCGUGUCAUCAAGUUUCAAGCAUGGGAAGAACACUUCAGUAAGAAAAUACAAUCGUUGCGUGGAGUUGAGUUCAGCUGGUUAACGAAGAUCAUGUGUAUGACGAGUAUAAAUGGGUCGAUUCUUUGGAGUGUCCCAAACAUCAUUUCCUUGCUUACAUUUGGUUUGGCGAUUUGGAUGAAAGUCAAUCUUGAUACUGGGAAAGUAUUCACGGUAAUGACAGUUCUGAAAAUUUUACAGGAUCCUAUCCGAACCUUCCCCCAGGUUCUGGUCUUUUUGUCACAAACCAUCAUUUGUUUGAGGAGGUUGAAUACCUAUAUGUUAAGCCAUGAAUUGGAAAGUGAUUUAGUCCAAAGAGAAGAUCGUGAUUAUGGUGGUGCAAUUGCAGUGGAGGUGAAAAAUGGGAAUUUUACUUGGGACGAUAAUGAUGAGAAAAACGUGUUGAAAGAUAUAAAUUUCAGAAUCAGAAAGGGGGAGCUUGCUGCAAUUGUUGGAACAGUUGGAUCAGGAAAGUCUUCCUUAUUGGCUUCAAUUCUUGGUGAACUUCAAAAAUCAUCAGGAGAGGUCAGAGUUUGUGGUACUACUGCCUAUGUGGCACAAUCCUCAUGGAUACAACACGCAACUAUUCAAGACAAUAUCUUGUUUGGUUUGCCAAUGGACAGGGACAGAUACAAUAAUGCAAUACGAGUUUGCUCCUUAGAGAAAGAUUUGGAGGUUCUAGAACAUGGCGACCAAACAGAGAUUGGAGAACGAGGAAUCAACCUCAGUGGUGGUCAGAAGCAAAGGGUACAACUGGCUAGAGCAGUAUAUCAGGAUUGUGAUAUCUAUCUUCUUGACGACGUAUUUAGUGCUGUUGAUGCUCAAACUGGAUCUGAAAUAUUUAAGGGAUGUGUGAGAGGAGCUUUGAAAGAUAAAACAAUUCUUCUCGUGACCCACCAAGUUGAUUUCCUGCACAAUGCGGAUCUUAUACUGGUGAUGCGAGAAGGGAAGAUCGUCCAAUCUGGAAAGUAUGGGGAGCUUCUUGAAUCCGGCAUGGAUUUUGGUGCUCUUGUUGCUGCUCAUGAGAACUCUAUGGAGCUAGUGGAAAUGAGCACCACCGUUUCUGAUGAAAACCAUCCGCAAACACCCAAAUCGCCCCACCAACAAGCUCCCAAUUCGCCUAUUAAACUCGAGGGCCAAGGGAAACCCAAAGACCAACCCGAGGCUAGUGCUGACUCGAAGCUCAUUGAAGACGAGGAGAGGGAAUCUGGGCAUGUAAACUGUUCAGUCUAUAAGGAGUAUUGCACCAAGGCGUAUGGAUGGUGGGGAGUAGUGGCUGUGAUAGUUAUGUCGCUGCUGUGGCAAUUAGCUCUUACUGCAAAUGAUUACUGGCUUGCAUAUGAGACUUCAAGUUCAACCGUUUUUAAACCUUCUAGGUUCAUUAAUGUUUACGCAAUCAUAGGAGGCAUUUCGUGCAUACUCGUGGGCGCCAGAUCAUUUCUUCUCGUAGGUUUAUGUCUGAAAACAAGUCAAGGCUAUUUUACUGAAAUCAUCGACAGCAUCCUGCAUGCUCCAAUGUCAUUCUUUGACACUACUCCAUCAGGAAGAAUAUUAAGUCGGGUAACAAUUGAUCAAGCCUCAGUUGAUAUUGUGAUCCCAGUGUUUGUGAGUACUGCACUGCAAUCGUUUUUCACAUUAUUUGGCAUAUUGGUUGUCAUAUGUCAGAGUGCCUGGCCAACAAUAUUCCUCCUCAUCCCUAUGUUUUGGCUUAAUGCCUGGUAUCGGAAAUACUUUAUUCCAUCGUCGCGUCAAUUGACCCGAAUGGAUUCAAUUACUAAAGCCCCAAUCCUCCACCACUUCUCCGAGACUAUUUCUGGAGUUAUGACCAUACGUAGCUUCAGGAAGCAAGGCGUGUCAUUCCAGGGGAACAUUGACAGAGUGAAUAAGAAUCUGAGGAUGGAUUUCAACAACAACGGGGCAAAUGAGUGGAUGGGUUUCCGCCUCGAGUUUCUUGGAAGCUUUCUCCUCUGCGCAUCCACCCUUUUCAUGGUUAUGCUACCAAAAAACAUUAUUGGAUCAGAGUACAUUGGCAUGGCUCUAUCUUAUGGUCUCUCGCUGAAUAGUGUUAUCUUCUACUGCGUCUAUUUGACCUGUGUCAUGGAGAAUAAAAUGGUUGCAAUUGAAAGAAUAAAGCAAUUCAUAAACAUCCCACCAGAAGCAGCAUGGAAGACACCAGGCUGUGCCCCACCUCCAACUUGGCCCCAUCAUGGUGACAUUGAGAUCAAAGACUUGAAGGUUAGGUAUCGGCACAACACUCCUCUUGUUCUGAAAGGGAUUUCCUUUAGCAUCCAUGGCGGCGAAAAGAUUGGCGUUGUUGGAAGAACUGGGAGUGGGAAGUCAACUCUGAUACAAGUUUUUUUCCGCCUGGUGGAGCCUUGUGGAGGCAAGAUAGUAAUUGACGGGGUUGACAUUUGCAAGCUAGGCCUUCAUGAUCUGAGAUCGCGCUUUGGCAUCAUCCCUCAGGAGCCUGUUCUUUUUGAAGGGACCAUCAGAAGCAAUAUCGAUCCACUUGGGUUAUACUCCGAUGAUGAAAUAUGGAGGAGUCUCGAACGCUGUCAGUUGAAAGAAGUGGUGUCUGAGAAGACUGGACAACUCGAUGCUUCAGUGGUUUCCUCGGGAGACAACUGGAGCAUGGGCCAAAGGCAGCUUCUCUGCUUGGGGAGAGUCAUGCUGAAGAACAGCAGAAUUCUCUUCAUGGAUGAAGCAACAGCCUCCGUCGAUUCUCAGACAGACAGCGUCAUCCAAAAAGUCAUCCGGGAGGACUUCUUGAACUGCACAAUUAUCACCAUUGCUCACAGAAUUCCCACUGUCAUAGACUGCAACAAGGUGUUAGUCCUGGAUGAUGGGUUGGCGAAGGAGUUUGAUGCGCCAGUGAAGCUGAUGGAGCGGCCAUCGUUGUUUGGAGCAUUGGUUCAAGAAUACUCAAUUAGAUCAUCUGGAGUAUAAACCACUUUCUUAGUUCACUGUUAGAGUUGAUCUGAUGAGAGACUUUGAUUAGUUCAAAAUCUUUAGGCCUGCAGCCUCUACUGUUUCCUCUUCUUACCCACAAUUUUUGUUCAAACAUUUUGGUGGGUGAAUAAUGAUAGCUCAAUAAGAACUGCAAUGUAUAUUUUUUCUUCCAUAUGUUCCUCCAAUUCUAUCCUAUAUAGGAUAAAGUUUGCCCA
Molecule: messenger RNA, 5183 nt
Organism: Ipomoea nil (Japanese morning glory)
Lineage: Eukaryota; Viridiplantae; Streptophyta; Magnoliopsida; Solanales; Convolvulaceae
Product: ABC transporter C family member 4-like
Exons: 12
Coding region: 445-4965 (1506 amino acids)
Biological process (GO): transmembrane transport
Cellular component (GO): vacuolar membrane; plant-type vacuole
Molecular function (GO): ATP binding; ATP hydrolysis activity; ABC-type transporter activity
Source: RefSeq, a predicted model, not a curated record